Synchiropus splendidus (mandarinfish) is the source of this 1603-nucleotide messenger RNA. RefSeq names its product receptor-type tyrosine-protein phosphatase delta-like. Gene Ontology annotation, molecular function: protein binding. The transcript has 3 exons. Gene Ontology annotation, biological process: axon guidance; cell-cell adhesion. Gene Ontology annotation, cellular component: axon; plasma membrane. NCBI's taxonomy places the organism in Eukaryota, Metazoa, Chordata, Actinopteri, Syngnathiformes, Callionymidae. The record is from RefSeq and is a predicted model, not a curated record. The coding region runs from base 124 to 1059 and encodes 311 amino acids.
AUGGUUAAAUGAUCAUCAAUUAUGUAAUCGUUAAGCGCCCUAAUUUUCUGCCUCAGUUCUCUAAUAUGGCUUCUCUCUCAUCUGCCUGCGCUGCCUGUGGUGUCUGUUUCAUCUUCACGAUAGAUGGAGGAGGAUAACACCACUUUAUACGAGAUGAUUCUUGGAGGGCUUAAAGCAGAAACCUUCUACUCUGUGUCAGUGGCAGCGUACACUACCAAAGGAGACGGAGCUCACAGCAAAGCGAAGCUGGUGCAGACCCCAGGGAUAGUGCCCGGGCCCCCCUCACUCUGGGUGCGUCCAGGAUCAGGUCCGUGGGUAGUGCUGCGGUGGGCCCCUCCCCUGGAUUGCAUGGAGCCAGGCUCAGAUGGUCCUGUGCCCCCUGUGGAAAUCCUGGGCUACCGCCUCCAGUUCAGCCUGAAGAACGCCUCUCUGCAAACCACAGUGGAUUUCACGAGUCGAGAGAAAAACUUCAAUGUCACUAAUCUCUCCCCAGGCUCCUCUUACAUCUUUGUCCUCUCCGCAAAGAGCCGAGCCGGCUACGGUGGUGUAGUGAAGCAGGAAAUAACUGUUCCCAUAUUUCCGCCCUCGGGGUACCCUAUAAUAUCCAGCGCUGUGAACAUCACUUGCUGCUCCCUUCAGUUCUCCUGGCUGCCCCCUUCUGAAGAGGAGUCCAACGGCGAAAUCACAGCGUACAAUUUAGCUUACAAAGAGGUCGUUGAAAUCAAACCCUCUACCACUCCUGGUUACCCUCCAGCUCUAUCUGCUCGCCCCCGUCUGGUCACGAUACCGCCCAGCGAGUCCAGCUACACCAUCCUGGGCCUCAAUCAUAGCACAGCGUACAUGGUUCAGUUCAGAGUCCACAACAAGGCAGGGCCAGGUCCGUUCAGCCCGCCUCUGGUCUGCCGAACCCAGGCCUUAGACACAGGUAUGCUUGUCCUGAAAGCUGGAAAACACUCCUUCACCUCAGCACUGGUUCAGCUUCACAACUCCCCCUCCUUACUCAGGAUUUCACCCCAAGUCUGGGUUAGUCUUUACAGGUGGCCUCUGUGCACACCGUAAAAGCUGAGAACUACAAAGUCCAGGGGAACACAGCAACUCCCUCCUAAUCUCUUCCACUCACUCACUUACCUCCAUCACCUCCCCUUCACCACCAGUGGGAGCAGAUGAAUGUUAAUGGAUGUUUGCUUCAAGAGCACUGCUUAUCACAAAGCACCAGGUGAACACACGGACGUACAGUGCUGAAUACAGAAGGUAAGUGCGCGGUCCGAACUAAACUGAACGCCAGGUGAUAAAGCUGCGGGUAAGCUUUUGUUUAUCUGAUAGACCUCCACUGCCACCUUCUCUGAAACCUUUGCUGACAUGCUACAAACACAACCUUACACUCUGAGAAUGUGGCAUGCCACAGUCCUGCGACUGGUCUGUCCGUCUUCUCUUAUUACUCUUGUCAUCCACUGUCCUCAUCACCUGUCCGUCCCGCUAACCAUCAUGUAUUCUCCCCCCCGGUAACCAACCUGCCUCUUUGUUUACAGGUCUGCAGAGCGACAGCUGAGGACUGCUGAGUCGAUAAGAAACGCUCCAGUAACAUCAACUUUUUAUUUGCUUC